Molecule: messenger RNA, 468 nt
Organism: Lycium barbarum (goji berry)
Lineage: Eukaryota; Viridiplantae; Streptophyta; Magnoliopsida; Solanales; Solanaceae
Exons: 1
Coding region: 1-468 (155 amino acids)
Source: RefSeq, a predicted model, not a curated record
AUGAGUGAUGAAUCAACUGAGGUAGCUAAGGUGACUGAAUCCAAGUUAAUGGAUUCUAGUCACCUCUAUUAUCUUCAUUCAUCAGAUUUCCCUGGUAUGAAUCUGGUAAACUCCACCUUUGAUGGCAAAGGGUAUGGAGGCUGGCGUAGGUCAGUUCUCAUUGCUUUAUCAGCCAAAAAUAAAAUAGGUUUUAUAGAUGGCACAUGUAAAGAACCUGCUAUUGAUUCCAUAGAUCACAAAUUGUGGAACAGGUGUAAUGACAUGGUGUUGUCUUGGCUCUUAAAUUCACUUUCAAAAGAAAUUUUUGAUAGUGUCAUAUACUCAAAAACUGCUAAAGCUUUAUGGACAGACCUUGAGGAAAGGUUUGGUCAAUCAAAUGGGGCUAAGUUAUACCAUCUCCAAAAGGAACUAAGUGAUUUAGUUCAGGGAUCUAAUGAUAUAGCAACAUAUUUUACCAAGUUGAAGUAA